CAACAACAAAAGAAAAGAUUAGCUUUCACUUACUUCCUUUCCAUUGAAGUAAAAAACAAAAAGCCUUAUCAUUCAACAAGACAACAACAAAUAUGACUUCCCCAUCAUCAGCCUUCAUACCAAAUUAAGUUCUUCUAUUUUGAUUCUCACACACACAUGUAUAUAUAUUUAUGUAGAUGAUCUUCUUACCUAGUGAUUAUUGUUGCAGGUUGAACGAUCAACAGUAUAUGGAGCUUGUGUUUGAGAAUGGCCAGAUUCUUGCCAAGGGCCAAAGAUCCAACGUUUCUUCUAUCCACAAUCAACGUACGAAAACAAUCAUGGAUUUGUAUGAGGCCGAGUAUAACGAGGAUUUCAUGAAGAGUAUCAUCAUCCAUGAUGAUGUUGUUGGUGCCAUCGGAGACGCACAGGUUGUUCCACAAAAUCAUGUUGUUGCUGCUCUUCCUGAAACGACCAUGUUGGAAACCAAUAAACAUGUUGAUGAUUCAACUUUAAUUGAGACUUUGAAAUCUUCUUCAUCAAAGAGGGUGAUGGUUGAUUAUGAUAACCGAAAGAAGAUCAAGUUUCUACCUCCUGAUGAGCAAUCUGUGGUUGCUGAAAGGACGGUUGGAUCGGAAUUUGACGCUUCCUCCUCCGCAGGUUUCACUGAAGACAGUGAAGCAUCCACGUAUCUAAGCAGUAGUCUAGAUGACGAGACAGAUGAUGCGAGGCCACGACGAGUUCCUGCAAGAACAAGAAAAGCAUUGGUCAAAAGAAAACGAAAUGCAGAAGCUUAUGAUUCACCUGAAAGAAAGCAAAGAAACGAUAUCAACAAGAAAUUGCGUACUUUGCAGGAUCUACUACCUAACUAUCACAAGGACGACAACGAAUCGAUGUUGGAUGAAGCAAUCAAUUAUAUGACGAAUCUUCAACUUCAAGUUCAGAUGAUGACGAUGGGUAACAGAUUUGUUACACCAUCAAUGAUGUUGCCAUUAGGGUCGCAUUACUCGCAGAUGAGUGUAGCAAUGGGUAUGGGAAUGCAAAUGGGUGCAUCACAGUUUCGGCCUGCGCCUGUUUUAGGAGCAGGCUUGCCUGGGAUUAAUAAUUCAGCUAAUACGCUAACGUUUCUCAACCAUCCUGGACUAAUGCCAAUGCAAAACUCUGCUCCUCCUUUCACUACAACGGAACAAUGCUCCCCACAAUCUGUCCCGCCAUCGUGUGCUACUUUCCCUAACCAAAUUUCAAACCCCACAUUUUUGUCAAAUUCAGAUGGUGCAACCCUACACAAGAAAUCAAGGACCGUUAACAGAUGGAGGAAUUCUCUCUGAUAAAAAAUCUGUAAACCCGUGAGCAGAUGAAGUAAACAGAGUGGUGAUAGUUACCUGCUGAUUCAUGGCCUUCUUCUUCUCGAGAACACUAGAGCCAUCUCAAGAUGAAUCGUACAGAUCCACAAGACACUACAACAUCAGAACA
This is a messenger RNA of Camelina sativa (false flax), 1449 nucleotides long. RefSeq names its product transcription factor PIF6-like. Gene Ontology annotation, molecular function: protein dimerization activity. Gene Ontology annotation, cellular component: nucleus. The record is from RefSeq and is a predicted model, not a curated record. Lineage: Eukaryota; Viridiplantae; Streptophyta; Magnoliopsida; Brassicales; Brassicaceae.